Molecule: messenger RNA, 2137 nt
Organism: Lineus longissimus
Lineage: Eukaryota; Metazoa; Nemertea; Pilidiophora; Heteronemertea; Lineidae
Product: glutamate receptor U1-like
Exons: 9
Coding region: 160-1623 (487 amino acids)
Biological process (GO): monoatomic ion transport
Cellular component (GO): plasma membrane
Molecular function (GO): ligand-gated monoatomic ion channel activity; signaling receptor activity
Source: RefSeq, a predicted model, not a curated record
AAGAUAACAUAUCGAGGUUGAUGAGAAUCUUCGCCUCUGCCUCUAGAAUCGAGGUUGCCACCACCUCGCCCUUCUCUUGCCUGGAGCUUGGGUGACCUGGCUUGGCUUGUGUCGGUUCAAGGAGCUAAGCGCUGGAGGGAGUUUUGUGGACAGCAAGACAUGAUGUUUGCCAGGAUGGAAGGAACGGCUUUCGUGUUGCUUUUGACAGCAGUUGCGGUAUAUGCAGUUCCAGUGAAAUUAAAGGCAGUCUCAAUUUUGCAACCACCUUUUCUCAUGGAAAAGGACGACGCCGCUAAGUUCUCGGGGAAAGACAAGUACGAGGGGUUUGUCAUAGACUUGCUCGACGAGGCCUGCGCUACAGCUGACUGCACGUACGACAUCCAACUGGUGGCGGAUGGGAAGUACGGGCAGAAGUUGGAUGGCGGGAAAUGGAGUGGUAUGGUGGGCGAGGUUCUGGACGGGAAAGCGGACUUGAUAGCCGCUCCACUUACUCUGAACACGGAGAGAGAGGCAGUCAUCUCUUUCACUAAACCGUGGAUGACCCACGGCCUGACCUUUAUGAUGAACCGUGAGGAUGUCUUCGGCGAAGCCGGACUGCCGUACAACCUCGCAUACUUCUUGUCUCCCUUCUCAGUCGGAGUCUGGCUGCUUAUUCUUUUGGUGUUCUUUGUGGUGAGCAUGAUCAUAGCUUUAUUUAAUAUGUUUGACCCCUACGAAUACGGGAAGAAGGUGGAUCGUGGGUCGCUCAAGCAGGGGCAGUAUGGGACGUUUGACCUCAGAGAGGCUCUCUUAUUCUGCUUCGCAGCGCUAACAUUCCAAGGGGUGUACAAGCCGCCACUGUCCAUCGCAUCCCGAGUCAUGGCCGUCUUCUGGUGGUUCUUUUGCGUCGUCACUGUAGCAACCUACAUCGCCGCCAUGGUGCAGACCACAGCCCUCGCCGGAUCCCUUCAGAGUCCGAAGUUUGCCGAGUUCCGGGACCUUGUGGCUGCACCCGAAGACUUCAAGUUCGGCCCGAUGGGAGGCGGUUCAACGGAGGCCUUCUUUAAGAAAUCUAGGAUACCUGAGUUUAGGAAAGCUUCCGAAAGAAUGAGUAAAUCCAAUGACAGCACCUCCGAGAGUACCUCGGCAGCAGUGAAGCGAGUCCAGGCCGGGAAGUACGCUUUCAUCGGGGAGUUCGCCAUGAUCGACUACGUGGUCUCAAGGAAGUGCGACACGGUGAUGGUAGGGAGUCUUUUGACCAGCCUGAGCUACGCCUUCGGUCUGGCCAAGGCGUCCCCGAACACCGCCAAGCUGAGCGCAGCCAUACAGGAGCUGGGAGAGGCGGGCAAUCUGAAUGCCCUUCAUGAUAAGUGGUGGCACACAAACCAGCACUGCAGGAACUCCAAGGUUGAUGCGGACGAAGUCACAGGGAGGGAUUCAAUGUACGAGGGAACUGGUCUGCCCAUCACGCUGAACGAGUUUGGUGGUCCCCUGAUCGUAUUACUCAUAGGUGUUCUUUGCGCGGUCAUCGCUCUAGUUGCCGAGAUAGUCUACUACAAAUUGAAGGGAAAGAAAGAAGGCAGCAACAAACGCCCGCUAAACGAGACAGGCGGGAGCACGCAUCCACUUGAGGAAAAGGCAUAGGAAGCCGCUGCUAUCACGAGGAAUGAUCGAAAGCUGACACUUAACGUACUACUGGGUGUAAAAAAGCAUUAUUGCCACUUUAGAUUCUACUUAGUACGUAGUUAGUAUUUUGAUAUCACAAAUUUGAAAUGUGGUAUAAUGAUCCGACGCGACCCAUGUCAAAUUGUGAGGACAGCUGUUGAUAUGUGGACAGUAUAUUGGUUGCGGAUCGAUAAGACCCUGUUUCAUUCUGAGCAAAUAUCUGAAGUCAAAAGUGGCUUGAUGUGGCUUCUAAAGUGGUGUUUACACUGUUUUUUUAUUGUUGUUGGUGUAUACAAUAUAUCAGGCUUUGUUAUAUUUUCACUCGUACUUACAUGGCACCUCAUAGUUAUGUUAUGUGAAUUUGCAUUUAAAUAUGGCGUAGGGAGAUAGUGAAGUAGUUGCUUUUAUCAUAAGCCCUCUGUAAGGGGAUAUAACUUCGCUUUGGUAGAGCUUUUAGAUGUGGCUUUCUUCAUAAAUAAAGGAUGACUGUGUA